AUGUCAAUAUCUUUUUCAGAUAUGAUUUCUUCCAAUGAAACGACUUCGGCAGAAGUACUCGACGAUGUUGAUCAUCUUCUCUUCUUAUGUGAUCGUUUAGGCAAGCGUUUGCACCAGGUCACAUCGUAUGUUGAUGAUCUCAAACAAACAUGGAUCAAUAAGCGAAAAUCAAUCGAAUGUGAUGCCAACAUAGCAUCAGCAGAGGCAUUGAAAGCCUCAAAAUGUCAUAAGAUCUUAUUGCAUGUUGCUGAGAAACUUGCUGUCGUCGAACUGCAAACAGAAUCAUUGAACGCUUUACAGUCACCGUUCUCGCCCGUGCUACCUGGUUCAACUGAGAAACGCGAAGAACAUACGUCGACGAAUCAACGUACUAAUCCUGUCUUUCCAAGUCCAUCGCAGAUCGCUAAAAAUUCAACCGUCAAUGCAUUCACUCCGAGAACGUCAGCACCAUUAUUUAGUGAAAACGUUCCAGCAAAACAACCUUUAGGACAGCAUCAAGUACAGCCAGAAUUAGCUCCUCAUCGACCAUUGAUGGGUUCCGAUACGAGUGGUUAUGUUCAACAGAAGUUCUCCUCGCAAAUAUCUACUUUUCCGACAGCACAAAAACCAGUACAGAAUGGUCUCGUAAAUGGCUAUCCAAAGCAAUCAUCCAAUGUGAUCAUUCCGCGUCCUUCGACUUUGACAGAUUCUUAUUCAUCUAGAUCAAUGAUUGGUUCGACUGGAGUUCAUGAAAAGGUUCGAGUUAAAAUGCAAGUUAUCAAGGCAGGCACUAUUUGGCGUAAUGCAGAUAUACCAAUUAUCGAUCAUCCAUCGGCAUUUUUUGUCUGCAAUCAAGAUCCACGUGUUGCUGAACAAUUUCAUAUGAUGGCAGUAGAAAUGAAUGCUCAUUACAAUAAGCCAGCAAAUACAGCUUUACCAUUACAAAAUCCAGCAAUUGGCGACUUUUGUGUUGCUCGUUUUAGUGAAGAUCAACAUUGGUAUCGAGCACGAGUCGUUCUUAUACAUAGUAACGAAUCAAUUCUUAUUGUUUUUAUUGAUUAUGGAAAUUCAGAAACGAAACCUGCAAAUGAAAUUUAUCCAAUGCAAGAAACAAUAUCUCACCUACCAGCUAUGACUGUUGCUUGUACGUUAGCUGAGUCGUUUCCUCGAAAUGAAAACUUUUGGACAGCAGAAGCAACUGAAAUAUUUAACCAAUUGGUCAAAAACCGUAUUGUUGAAGUACAAUUUCAACAGGGCAGUGAUCAGCAAUGGCCACUUCACUUCGUCAAAGUAAUGCUUGAUGGGCAGUCAGUAGUUCAACACUCAAGAUUAGCACCCUAUGUAACAACAGUUCGCAAUGAACAAAUUGCCAUGCAUUUCAAUGAUAAACUUACAUCAAUGGAAUAUAUAUUGUAUAAUGUAGCUGUUGUUGAAUCGGAUAUUUAUAACGGUACACUUCCAUAA
Molecule: messenger RNA, 1443 nt
Organism: Adineta ricciae
Lineage: Eukaryota; Metazoa; Rotifera; Eurotatoria; Adinetida; Adinetidae
Source: the annotation of a GenBank genome assembly